Molecule: messenger RNA, 1782 nt
Organism: Penicillium atrosanguineum
Lineage: Eukaryota; Fungi; Ascomycota; Eurotiomycetes; Eurotiales; Aspergillaceae
Product: Acyl-CoA ligase inpC
Exons: 5
Coding region: 1-1782 (593 amino acids)
Molecular function (GO): carboxylic ester hydrolase activity
Source: RefSeq, a predicted model, not a curated record
AUGAAACGGCUUUUGAUCACUCUUCUCCCGGCUCUUGUAGCUGCAGCAUUUCCCUCCCCUUCUGUCACAAUCGACGCUGGCACCAUCGAGGGCGGAAGAUGUGAUGGAAAAAAUGCAGUCUUUUAUAAAGCAAUCCCUUUUGCUGAGCCUCCGAUUCACGAGCUACGAUUCGAGCCUCCAAAGGCCUACAAGAAGCAAUUCCCUGAUGGCAAGCUGAAUGCAACCACCUCGGCCCUUACCUGUAUCCAAUUCUCGGAUGCCUUUACACCGACAAAGUUGAAUUCAACUGCGCUUUCAUCUGAAGACUGUCUUUACUUGGAUAUUUGGGCUCCAUCUAACGCUACCAAAGACUCCAAACUUCCAGUCAAAGUUUGGAUCUACGGUGGCUCACAGACAGAGGGCUCUAUCUCCGAUCCUCUAUACGAUGGCUGUAACACUGCAGACGGAGGCUCAAUUCUUGUCUCGGUCAACUACAGACUUGGCCCCCUUGGCUUCAUGGCCCUUGAAAGCGCCGGGAUCUAUGGUAACCAAGGAGUCCAAGAUCUCCUUCUUGGAUUGCAGUGGGUUCAAGAUAAUAUUGCGGCCUUUGGAGGUGAUCCGGACAAAGUUCUUCUCUUCGGUCAGUCAGCCGGUGCUGAGAACGCGUAUAUCAUUGCCUCUCUUCCUCAAGCACCGUCUUUGAUCAAUAGCGUCAUCUCGGAAUCAGGUGGUGGCAGGAGCCUAACCACAAACGCCACCCAGCAGAAAGUUGGCGCAUCAUAUGCAAACGCACUUCAAUGCAGCUCUAGUAAUGGAAUUGGUUAUUAUGGAAAUGAAGGCUCUCUCAGUGUUCUUAGUGAGGGAACUCAUAAUUUCUACCCCUAUGUGGACGGUAAAGUCAUCGACGAGGACCCCUACAACCGCGGCGUACAGGUCCCCGCAGUCUUUGGAUCCAACUACGACGAAGGUAUCAUUUACUCUUUGCUAUGGGCCAUCACCGGCAAGACGACUCCAACCAUAUCGAUAUACAAGGACUUUCUUCGCAAAAACUUUGGUGCAGCCGCCUCGCUCGUUGGAAAGUAUUACCAGCCAUCUUUCUUCGAAUCGGCGGCCAGCGCUCUUUUAGCCUCCGGUCAGGCUGCCGCCAUUGGCGGCAAUAAGACCACGAUUGAAAUUUUCUUGGCGAUGACAAAGGUCAUCACCGAUUCCACAUAUAGAUGCCCAGCAUGGUACGGUGCGGCACAAGCCACACGCAACAACAUCUCCGCAUGGACGUAUGAAUUCACUCACAAUUCUACUUGUACUUGGCUUUGGACAAUUUCCGAGGACGAGGUUUCCUAUAUCGGGGGAGCUCACACUUCUGAAAUACCAUUUGUGUUUGGCAAUUUGGACAAUUCGUAUCUUCCUAACGGAACUUGCAAUUCUACGUCCACUGAGUAUCAUCUCAGUGCGCAGAUGAUGGAUGCGUGGACUGCAAUGGCGGAGAAUGCGGAUCCGUCAACUGAAGAUAUAAGCUGGCCACAAUUCCAAAGUUCAAAGGAUCUUUCGACUCCUGGGAUGAUCUUUGGGAACUCGUCUGUCUCUGACUCAAUCAGUUACAAAUAUUGUGACAUGUGGAUUCAGGUCAACGAGAUACUGUCUGCGUCUAAUGCCACGGCUACGGGAACAUCGUCCAAGGGCAAUGGCAAUGCGACGUCCUCGUCGGCUUCAACUAUGGCUAACGGCGCAGCGACCAUGCUGUCAACAUCUGGGGGGCUUCUUGCUUUGAGUAUGCUGCUCCUAGUAGUGGCCGGAAAUUCAUAG